This is a messenger RNA of Suillus paluster, 633 nucleotides long. RefSeq lists its product as uncharacterized. The record is from RefSeq and is a predicted model, not a curated record. Bases 1 to 402 code for a protein of 133 amino acids. The transcript has 3 exons. NCBI's taxonomy places the organism in Eukaryota, Fungi, Basidiomycota, Agaricomycetes, Boletales, Suillaceae. Gene Ontology annotation, cellular component: fungal-type vacuole membrane; vacuolar transporter chaperone complex.
AUGUCUUCGAUUACUUUCCAGGAGCGCGUGCCGGCUGGGGAUGUGUGGGAGGCUGCUGGUCUGGAUGAAAAGAACUUGCGCGAGGAUGAGCGGUUGUUGAUGAGGGACUGGACUGCGCCGGCGGGCAAGCGGAUUGCGGUAUCUGUUCGUGUCGAGCCUAAGGUGUAUUUCGCAAACGAACGCACUUUCUUGGAAUGGCUCAGCUUUGCAGUACUCAUCGGAUCCAUCGCUACGACAUUGUCAAACUUCAUGGAUGCAGAUAAUCUGCGGGGUUCGACCGGCGCAGCGUUAUUCACCCUAGCUGCACUACUCGCUAUCGUCUGCUCGCCAUUACCUACUCAGCAUCAUCUUCGUGUAACGAGCCUUUCGUCGACGGGCCCCGGCGGAAGAGCUGUACUAUGACAAGGUAUGGCCUGACUAUUCUUCUUGCUUUGUGUUGUUGGCAGCGCUGGGUACCACUAUUAGGUUGAGGGUGGCGGAGAUGUGAUUGUGAUGUGCGGGGAUGGGUUGUAUUAUUGUGUAUCGACUUUGAGGCUUGACAGUGAUAGAUCGUUGGGGUUCAUUCGGUUUCGUUCAGGAUUGCGUCAUGUGAUGCGAGCAUGCUGAGGAGUGAUGAUGACACCUGGUGACACC